AUGAAUCAAGUUAAGAAGGAUUAUAUGCUGGCUCCGGCUGCCUCUGCCCCAGACCAGGCAGAUAGUGGGUUGAUUGAAAGAUUUAAGAUACUUGCGCCUCUAGCAUUCUUUGGGCAUGGAGGAGUAGAAAAGGCUAAAAGAUGGAUGAGGCAAGUAGAGAAGAUCUUUGAAAUUUUACAUUGUUCAGAUGAGAAAAAAGUUAUAUUGGAUACCUUUAUGAUGGUAGGGGAUGUUGAGCAUUGGUGGAGUUCCGUGAAACAGUCUUGGAUGGAGACUGAGAUUGCUGCCACCUGGGAGAACUUCCUAGUGACAUUAAUGAGAAAGGCGCAUAAGGCGAGCAAAUUUGAGAGGGGCCUUAAGCCAGAUAUCCGAGGGGGAGUGAUGUCAGCUAAUCUUAAGACAUUCUCCCCAUUGAUGGACCUAGCUACGAAAAUUGAGAAGGAUUUUGAGGAGUUCCAGCUGAGGAAGGAAGGGAGAGUAAGGCCCCCACCAUCCGAUAAUUUUGGGACUAAGAGAAAUUUUAGGGGAAGGAUUAAUCAGGGCAACAUGAAGGCCCAGAAGACUUUCUCAAGUGAUGUGAGGGAGAACCAGUGCCCAGCAUGCUUGUACUAUGGGCGGAGCAACCACUCUACAACUGAGUGCCAAAAGAAGAUGAGAACGUGUUAUGAGUGUGGCAAGCCUGGCCACCUGAUCAAGGACUGCCCUGUGACGAAGCCAGAGAACAGACCGAAGACUCAGGUGUUUACACUUAUGGGGGACUCUAUGGAGACUGAUAUGGUAUACAAACAGUGUGGGUUUUUUCUUGAAAGGUGUGUCCUACCCAUAGACUUUAUACUUUUAGAUAUUCAGGAUUUUGAUGUUAUUUUGGGAAGGGACUGGUUGUGCACACACAUUGCCACUGUUGACUGUUAUGAUAAGAAUGUGACCUUUAGACCCCUGACCGAGCCUGAGCUGCACUUUGUUGGUAUUAAAGAUGCUUCCCCUCUUCACUUUGUUUCUGCCCUUAGGGCGCAACGUCUUUUGGCUAGAAAGUGUGUCAGGUAUUUAGUCUAUGUGGUAGAGAAUUGGGGUGUCCAGUCCAAGCUGAAAGAGGUCCCAAUGGUUAGAGAAUACCCUGAGUUUUUUCUCAAGGAGUUUACCUCUUUGUCCGCAGUAAGGAAGAUAGAGUUUGAGACAGACUUAACCCCGGACACUGCUCCCAUCUCUAAAGCCCAUAUCAGAUGGCACCACCAGAAUUGA
Molecule: messenger RNA, 1239 nt
Organism: Amborella trichopoda
Lineage: Eukaryota; Viridiplantae; Streptophyta; Magnoliopsida; Amborellales; Amborellaceae
Molecular function (GO): zinc ion binding; nucleic acid binding
Source: RefSeq, a predicted model, not a curated record